AUCUAUUUUACGUAUUAUAAUGAAGGCUGUUAACAAUUUCAACUUUGCUAAUACUACUCGUAUUGUCUUUGGAAAAGGACAGAUCGCUCAACUUCCCACUCUGAUUCCAAAGGAUCGUAUUGUUUAUAUGACAUAUGGAGGAGGCAGUAUAAAGCGUAACGGAACUUAUGAUCAAGUUAUGACUGCUCUAAAGGGAUAUGAAGUUCAUGAGUUUGGUGGAAUUGAAGCGAACCCUGACUUUGAUACUUUAAUCAAGGCUGUGGCUGAAAUCAAGAAACUUGAUAUGGAUCGUGUGUAUCUUCUUGCUGUUGGAGGAGGUUCUGUUGCUGAUGGUACUAAAUUCAUUGCUGCUGCGUGCAAAUACACAGAUUCUGAAGAUCUUUGGAACCUUGUGUUGACGGGUGCUCACACUAUCACAGCCGCCCUUCCCAUUGGUGUUGUUUUGACUCUUCCUGCUACUGGAUCAGAAAGUGAUCCGAGUGGAAUGAUUUCUCGUCGUACUUUGAAGAUGAAACUUCCCAUUUCCAAUCCUAUAUUGCUUCCCAAAUUUGCGAUUUUGGAUCCUCUCACAACUAUGUCUCUUCCAGAAAGACAAACUACGAAUGGUGUUGUUGAUUCAUUUGUUCAUGUAUGUGAACAAUACAUCACGAGCUGUCAAAGUAUUUAUUAUGAUGCUGAUGUCCAGGAUCGAUAUUCUGAAGCAUUAUUGAAGGUUCUCAUUGAUAAUGGACGAUUGGUAAUGAAAGAUCCGAUGAGUUAUGUGGCUCGUUCGAAUAUAAUGUGGGCUUCGACUCAAGCUCUGAAUGGUUGGAUUGCUCAAGGAGUUGAAGAAGAUUGGGCAACUCAUUUUGUUGCUCAUGAAUUGACUGCCUAUUUGGGAAUUGAUCAUGGUCGUACUUUGGCUUGUAUUCAACCUCGUUUACUUCGAUUCAAUUUCGAAUCAAAGAAAGAGAAAUUGGCUCAGAUGGGUCGACGUGUGUUCAAUCUGGAAGGAAGUGACGACGACGAAAUUGCAAACAAGACAAUCGAUGCAAUUGUCGAUUUCUAUGAAAAGGAUAUGAAGGUUCCGACUCAUAUUUCUGCAUAUGAUCCGACUGGAGAUCGUAAAUGGGUAGAAGAAGUUGAAAAGAAAUUCUUGGAGAAUGAUACUCAUUUGGGUGAGUUAGGAAAUGUUGAUGCUCAUGUGGCUCGUCAACUGAUUUUGGAUAGUUAUUAAUU
Blastocystis hominis is the source of this 1218-nucleotide messenger RNA. Its product is annotated as Iron-containing alcohol dehydrogenase. The transcript has 4 exons. Lineage: Eukaryota; Bigyra; Opalinata; Blastocystidae. The record is from RefSeq and is a predicted model, not a curated record. Gene Ontology annotation, molecular function: butanol dehydrogenase (NAD+) activity; methylglyoxal reductase (NADPH) (acetol producing) activity; metal ion binding. The coding region runs from base 20 to 1216 and encodes 398 amino acids. Gene Ontology annotation, cellular component: cytosol.